UCCAUCAUAUUUUGGGGUCCAAAUGAAUUCCUUCAACUGCGUAGAAGAAAAAGAAGCGUUUGGACUUCCUUAUUCACCUCAAUGCCUCAUAUUCCAUACCAGAAAUAACUGCCUGUCAUAAUUUAGUCAAAAAACAAUUCACAUUUUCUUGCAAUUUAGAAGAGCGGUUGAUGCAAAUAUCAUCAUCAUUGCUUCUUCUUAUUCAUAUCUUUCAAGGAGAGAGGGUCAGUCAUCUCUUCCGGCCCAUCUCCACCUCAUUCAACUAAUUUGAUUAAUAAACAAACAUAAUAAAAAUAUGGACCAACGCAAGAAAAAAAAGAUCGCCAUAGUUUCGGUAUGUUCGUUAAUCCUCGUUGCUAUGGUGGUAGCUCUCGUGAUUGGCGGCACCGAAAACGAAGAAGAAGAUACCGUGCCCGACGUAUCUUCCUCCCAAAAGGCAAUAUCGAGCAUAUGCGAAACCACCGACUACCAACAAACAUGCAUGAACAGCUUAGCCGGACACAACAGCACCAACCCUAAAGAUCUAAUCGAGGUCGCCUUUCAAGCCGCCGUCAACUACAUCAAUCAAGCCGCCGAGAAUUCGUCCACGCUUCAACACCUCGAGACGGACCCAAUGGCAAAAUCGGCUCUCCAAGUUUGCCAAGACCUCGCAAACCGCGCCAUAAACGAUCUCCAGAGAUCGUUCGCAAAGUUUAGCAAUUUCGAUAUUAUAAACGUCGAUGACAUUUUAUUGGACUUGAAGAUUUGGCUAAGUGGGGCGAUCACACAUCAAGAAACGUGCCUCGACGGAUUCGAGGACGUGCCCGGAGAAUCUGGUCAGAAGAUGAAAGAUGCCCUUAAAAUAUCGAUGGAAUUGACGAGCAACGCCCUUGCUAUGGUGGCGGAGAUUUCAACGUUUCUCGAAGCUAUGGGAAUGCAGAGCUUCAGUGGUCGUCGUCGUCUCUUAUCGGAAGAAUAUCUUCUUCCGGUCAUCGGACAUGGCGGAGAACUUCCCGAUUGGGCGGAUUUCAAUAAGCGUAAACUCCUCACCGCUUCGCCUAAGGAGUUAAAACCGGACCUCGUUGUUGCUAAGGAUGGGAGUGGAAAGUACCGGACGAUAAACGAAGCUCUCAAAGACAUCCCUAAGAAGAGCAACAAGACGUUCGUGCUGUACAUCAAAGAGGGUGUUUACGAAGAGAAGGUGCAGAUUAAUAGUAGCUUAACACAUUUGAUGAUGGUGGGCGAUGGACCAACCAAGACGAGAAUCACCGGACAUUUGAACUUCAUCGAUGGAACCGGCACCUAUCAGACAGCAACCGUUGCUGUGCAAGGAGAUGACUUCAUAGCCAAGGAAAUCGGCUUCGAAAAUUCUGCAGGCGCGGCGAAGCACCAAGCGGUGGCGUUGCGUGUUAGUGCCGACAAAUCGAUAUUCUACAACUGUCAUAUGGAUGGAUACCAAGACACACUCUACGUGCAUACGUACCGCCAAUUCUAUAAGGACUGCGUGAUCUCAGGCACUGUCGACUUUAUUUUCGGAGACAGCGCAGCCGUUUUCCAAGGCUGCACCCUAGUGGUCCGGAAGCCAAUGGACAACCAGCAAUGCAUCGUCACCGCACAAGGUAGAAAGGACGUUCGUCAGCCGACGGGAAUCGUCAUCCAAAACUGUAGUUUCGUAGCUGAUCCAGAGUUAUAUCCCGUUCGGCACAAAAUCCUAUCGUACCUAGGCAGGCCGUGGAAAGAAUACUCCAGGACGAUUAUCAUGGAGUCCUUUUUGGACGACUUUAUCCAGCCCGACGGAUGGAUGAAAUGGAACGAGACGUUCGCACUCGAAACCCUCUUCUACACGGAGUUCAACAACAGGGGACCCGCCGCUCCGAAAAUGAAACGAGUUAAGUGGCCAGGUGUCAAGGAACUGCCACCGAGCCGUGUCCAGCGUUUCACGCCCGGUGAAUUCCUUGACGGUAAUCGUUGGAUACCCCCGACUCAGGUUCCGUAUGCGGCCGGGUUCAUCUUUCCUGUGCCGAAAGAAGAUCCGAACGUUAAGUACUCACCCGUGGUGCCCGAAGAAAAUAAAGAUUUGGGUAAAAAGAUUGACAAGACUUUGUUAACUGCUGCUAUUGAAUCGAGUAAGGAAAAGGAAAAAGAAAAAGAAAAUAAUUCCGACUCUUCGUCCACUACCCCACCUAGUUCCGGUGGGACCGUCAAUCCAAUGCCGGUUGCCGAACCGCUUUUAAUUCCACAGCCGGUUACGGAGAUAAUACAGAUAGCUACUCCACCACCAGUUCCAGUUUCACCUCCUCCACCAACUCCAGUUUCACCUCCUCCACCAAUCUCGAUUCCCGAGUCAGAGAUAACAAGUCCUCCGAGUUCAUCGCCUACUGGCAGUUCAACUUCGAUUCCAGAUACAAAUGCCGAUGCAGCUGCUCCUCAAUCGGGCUCGAAUUCUCAGCUGGAUUUUGAUGCAUCUGCAUUUGCACCUGGUCAGUCAAACAACGUAGAUGCUUCUUCACCUCUCUCUUCUACCGGUGCUGCCUCUCCUAUCUCGAUUCCUCAGUCGAUUGUAGACGAAUCAAAUUCUCCAACUAUCUCUCCCAUGAGCAGUUCGGAUUCGAUCCCACAGUCUAAUGAAGCUGCCUCUCCGCCUACCGCCACAUCAGCAUCGGUUCCUCAGUCGAAUGAUGCAGCCGCCUCUCCGCCUACAGCCACAUCAGCUUCGGCUCCUCAGUCAAAUGAUGCAGCCGCCACUCCACCUACCACCACGUCAGCAUCAGUUCCCCCGUCAAAUGAUGCAGCAGCCUCUCCACCUACCGCCACAUCAGCAUCAGCUCCUCAGUCAAAUGAUGCAGCUGCUUCUCCACCUACAGCCACGUCAGCUUCGGUUCCCCCGUCAAAUGACGCAGCUGCUUCUCCACCUACUGCCACGUCAGCUGCGGUUCCUCCCUCAAAUGAUGCAGCUGCUUCUCCACCUACUGCCACGUCAGCUUCGGUUCCUCCGACAAAUGAUGUAGCUGCUUCUCCGCCUGCUCCUGUUACUGCCACGUCAGCUUCGGUUCCUCAGUCAAAUGAUGCAGCUGCUUCUCCGCCUGCUCCAGUUACUGCCACAUCAGCUUCGGUUCCUCAGUCAAACGACAUAGCUGCUUCACCACCAUCUCCACCAACUGCCACGUCAGCUUCGGCUCCUCAGGCAAAUGAUGAUGCAGCUGCUUCCCCGACUGCCACCGCAACUUCGGUUUCUCAGUCAGAUGCGGCUGUUAGUCCAUUAUCAUCUAAUUCAAAGGCCGAAGCUCCCUCAAAUAGCUUAUAA
This is a messenger RNA of Erythranthe guttata (spotted monkey flower), 3283 nucleotides long. Its product is annotated as putative pectinesterase/pectinesterase inhibitor 58. The record is from RefSeq and is a predicted model, not a curated record. NCBI's taxonomy places the organism in Eukaryota, Viridiplantae, Streptophyta, Magnoliopsida, Lamiales, Phrymaceae. Gene Ontology annotation, molecular function: enzyme inhibitor activity; pectinesterase activity. Gene Ontology annotation, biological process: cell wall modification.